Messenger RNA from Saimiri boliviensis boliviensis (Bolivian squirrel monkey), 1195 nucleotides. It is a transcript of the gene GNPTG, whose product is annotated as N-acetylglucosamine-1-phosphate transferase subunit gamma. Gene Ontology annotation, cellular component: Golgi apparatus. Lineage: Eukaryota; Metazoa; Chordata; Mammalia; Primates; Cebidae. The record is from RefSeq and is a predicted model, not a curated record.
CCGCCAACCCACGUGACCUCACGGCCGCCGCAGCGCGAUGGCGGCGGAGCUGGCGGGCCUCUUGCUGCUCCUCGGGCUCUCUGCGCGUGGGCCCGCGCCAGCAGGUGCCGCGAAGAUGAAGGUGGUGGAGGAGCCCAACACGUUCGGGGUGAACAACCCGUUCUUGCCCCAGGCCAGUCGUCUCCAGGCCAAGAGGGAUCCUUCCCCCGUGUCUGGGCCCGAGCAUCUCUCCCAACUGUCCGGCAAGUGCUUCAGCCUGGUGGAGUCCACGUACAAGUACGAGUUCUGUCCAUUCCACAACGUGACCCAGCACGAGCAGACCUUCCGCUGGAACGCCUACAGCGGGAUCCUUGGCAUCUGGCACGAGUGGGAGAUCGCCAACAACACCUUCACGGGCAUGUGGAUGAGGGACGGCGACGCCUGCCGCUCCCGGAGCCGGCAGAGCAAGGUGGAGCUGAAGUGUGGAAAAACCAACCGGCUGGCCCACGUGUCCGAGCCUAGCACCUGCGUGUAUGCGCUGACGUUCGAGACCCCCCUUGUCUGCCACCCCCACUCCUUGCUAGUGUACCCGGCUCUGCCAGAGGCCCUGCAGCGGCGGUGGGACCAGGUGGAACAGGACCUGGCGGACGAGCUGAUCACCCUCCAGGGCCAUGAGAAGUUGCUGCAGACACUUUUUGAGGAUGCCGGCUACUUAAGGAGCCCAGAAGAAAAUGAAGCCCCCAAGCUGGAGGGAGGUCCUGAUGGCUUGGGGUUUGAGACCCUGGAAAACUGCAGGAAGGCUCACAAAGAACUGUUGAAGGAGAUGAAGAGGCUGAAAGGUCUGCUCACCCAGCAUGGCAUCCCCCACGCAGAGCCCACGGAAACCUCCAACUUGGAACACUUCCGCCAUCAGAUGCCCAGACCGGGGCCUCCAGAGCAGCUGCGGGGCGACCCUGGCCUGCGUGGGAGCUUAUGAGAAACCGGCCUGUGGGAACUCCCAGGGACCAGGCGGCCAGGCUUGUGCUCAGAGAAGCAGACAAACAAAACAAAGGUUCAAGGUUUUAAUUAAUUCCCAUACUGAUAAAAAUAAUUCCAUGAAUUCUGUAAACCAUUGCAUAAAUGCUAUAGUGUAAAAAACUUAAGUGUUACCUUUAAACAAUCACUACAAGUAAAUGAUUAUGCAUUAUAAAUACUACCUUCUGGGUUAAGAAAAUUC